AUUCUGGGGUAUUGAGUUUUUUUUAGUUUAGCACAACACACGCUGUGUCGGUGAAACAUGUUGGAUUUGUAAAGGCUUAAUUUUCCGUGAAAUGAAACUUGCCGCGUCACCCAGCAGUAGCAGUCCUUUACUUUGAGAUAUGCAUUAUUUUUUACAUUCAAUUAUAUACUCCUAGUGUUUAUGUUACGGUGUGGUGUUUAUGUUACUGUGUACUGUGUGUUAGCAGCAUGCUAACUAGCUGAUAUCUGGACUUCUACUUAUAAUACAAUGUUGCCUGAGAUAUGGCAAGGGGCCGAUGCAGGAGGGCUUCUCGUCAUACAAGAUUCUGCUAGUUGUUCUGGCCGACAACUCCUGAAAAGCUUCAUAAAUGCUGCACUUACCAGGGAGGAAGAUAUCCAUGUCAUUGGUUUUGACGUCAGUGAGGAUGAACUGAGAGAUGGAUUAAAAGAAUCAACCACUCAGAGGCUACACUUUCACAAUGCUUUUACUGACCCACUUGGCUGGACCGAUCAUCCAGCUUUCACAGUUCGGCAGUUCAAUUUGGUGGAAAUUACACAUCUGGUAAAGCAAACAUCACACGCCAAGGCAGCUACCUUGGUAAUCGACUCUCUUUCUUGGAUUUUGAGGCAUGUCAGUCCUUCAAUUGUUUGCAAGACUCUUCAGCAACUUAAAAAAGGGGGAGCUGUGAGAACUAUUAUUGGUCUGCUGCAUGCAGAUAUGCAUCAAAGAGGGACUGUGGGAAGUGUAUGCCAUUUGGCUACUUCAGUCAUCACUGUGGUUCCGGGAAUAAAUGGAGAUGAAGCAGUGGCAAAAAUAACAAAGCGCUCAAAGUCGGGGAAGGUUAUGCAAGAUGAGGAGAUUUUUACCAUCAAAGAGGAUCUUACCAUCAUAGUGCAGAGCAAGUCCAGCCAAACUGGACUCAAGCAGCCACACACCGAGGAACAGGAGGCCGACCCAGCAGCAAACUUGACCUUCAACCUUCGCUUAUCUGACACAGAGCGUGAAGCCAAAGAGAAACUUGCACUUCCCUUUGUCUUCAGCAAAGAGAAGAAAACAGCUCUGCUCCACUCAGGCCUGGGAUCAGGACGAAUAUUGUAUGAGCCUGAUGCAAACGACGACUAUGAUCAGGAGGACCCAGAUGAUGAUCUUGAUGUGUAGGAUUUGGCCAUAAAACCCACUUAAGGACCAGAAGAUACACGUUUCAUUUACGUUACUUUGCCACUGAAUCAUUUUCAGUUGUGCAGUUUCAAAGCCUUACCACCAUCUAUUGGAGUUGGAAAUAUAAUGUAAUACCUAUGAUCACUGUUUCCAAAUAUCAGUGAUUACCUUAUUGUAUUUUUUUCCCCCUUGUAAAAUAAAAUUACUUUUGAACACAA
This is a messenger RNA of Solea solea (common sole), 1376 nucleotides long. RefSeq names its product elongator acetyltransferase complex subunit 5 (gene elp5). Gene Ontology annotation, biological process: tRNA wobble uridine modification. The transcript is spliced from 8 exons. The record is from RefSeq and is a predicted model, not a curated record. Gene Ontology annotation, molecular function: tRNA binding. NCBI's taxonomy places the organism in Eukaryota, Metazoa, Chordata, Actinopteri, Pleuronectiformes, Soleidae. Gene Ontology annotation, cellular component: cytosol; elongator holoenzyme complex; nucleus. The coding region runs from base 268 to 1158 and encodes 296 amino acids.